Debaryomyces hansenii CBS767 is the source of this 2169-nucleotide messenger RNA. RefSeq lists its product as uncharacterized. Gene Ontology annotation, cellular component: membrane. Gene Ontology annotation, molecular function: iron-sulfur cluster binding; NADH dehydrogenase (ubiquinone) activity. Gene Ontology annotation, biological process: ATP synthesis coupled electron transport. The record is from RefSeq and is a predicted model, not a curated record. The transcript has a single exon. Bases 1 to 2169 code for a protein of 722 amino acids. NCBI's taxonomy places the organism in Eukaryota, Fungi, Ascomycota, Pichiomycetes, Serinales, Debaryomycetaceae.
AUGUUGGCUGGUAGAACAUCUAUAUUAAGAGCAUCAAGACGUUAUUUAUGUGCUUCCUCCAGAAGAAUGGCGGAUGUUGAGGUCACCGUCGAUGGGAGAACAGUGUCGAUUGAGGCCGGAUCAUCGAUUAUUCAGGCCGCAGAUAAGGCCGGAGUGACUAUUCCUCGUUAUUGUUUCCAUGACAAAUUGGCUAUUGCUGGUAAUUGUCGUAUGUGCCUUGUGGAUGUUGAGAGAAUGCCCAAGUUGAUUGCAUCGUGUGCUAUGCCGGUGCAAAACGGAAUGGUGGUCCACACGGAUUCGGAAAGGAUCAUGAAGGCCAGGGAAGGGGUAACUGAGAUGUUAUUGGAAAACCACCCGUUGGACUGUCCUAUUUGUGACCAGGGGGGAGAAUGUGACUUGCAAGAACAGUCGCAGAGAUACGGUUCGGACCGUGGUAGAUUCACCGAGUUAAUGGGUAAGAGAGCUGUCGAAAACAAGGCAAUUGGACCUCUUGUUAAGACCUCGAUGAACCGUUGUAUCCAUUGUACCAGAUGUGUAAGAUUCAUGAACGAUAUUGCUGGGGCCCCAGAAUUGGGUUCCACUGGUCGUGGUAACGACUUGCAAAUUGGUACCUAUAUCGAAAGAAACAUCAACUCCGAGAUGUCCGGUAACAUUAUUGACUUGUGUCCUGUGGGUGCCUUAACCUCGAAACCAUAUGCUUUCAAAGCCAGACCAUGGGAAUUGAAGAGAACCGAAACCAUCGAUGUUAUGGAUGCAGUUGGUUCGAACGUCAGAGUGGACGCUAGAGGUAUUGAAGUCAUGAGAGUGUUACCAAGAUUAAACGACGAAGUUAACGAAGAAUGGAUCAGUGACAAGUCGAGAUUUGCCUGCGAUGGGUUGAAGACCCAAAGAUUAACCAUUCCUUUAAUUAGAAACGGUGAUAGAUUUGAAAACGCUACAUGGGAUGAGGCUUUGUCUACUAUUGCGGCUGCUUACUCUAAGAUUAACCCAUCUGGUAACGAAGUUAAGGCUAUUGCUGGUGCUUUGGCUGAUGUCGAAUCGAUGACUUUAUUGAAGGAUUUAGUCAACAAAUUAGGUUCCGAAAAUGUUACCACUGAUGUCGCUCAAGGUACUAAUGCUCACGGUCUUGACAUCAGAUCUAACUACAUGUUCAACUCUACUAUUGACGGUAUUGAAGACGCUGACCAGAUCUUGUUGGUCGGUACUAACCCAAGACACGAAGCUGCAGUAUUAAACUCAAGAAUUAGAAAAGUCUGGUUAAGAUCUAAUUUGGAAAUUGCUCAUGUUGGUCAAGAAUUCGAAUCAAUUUUCGAUUUAGAGCAUAUUGGCCCUGAUGUCAAUGCUUUACAAAAGGCAUUAAACGGUGAAUAUGGUAAGAAGUUGGCUUCUGCCAAAAACCCAUUAAUCAUUAUUGGUUCCGGUGCUGCUGAAUCUGAAGAAGCCCAAAGCAUUUAUAAUAUUGUUGGUGAAUUCGCUAAUAAGAACAAGAACUUUAAUACUCCAGAAUGGAAUGGUGUUAACUUAUUACAUCGUGAAGCUUCCCGUGUUGGUGCGUUGGAUAUUGGUUUCAAUACUUUGAGUGAAGAGGUUGCUCAAACCAAGCCAAAGUUCAUCUAUUUAUUAGGUGCUGAUGAAAUUAAAAAUAAGGAUAUUCCAAAGGAUGCAUUUGUGGUGUACCAAGGUCACCAUGGUGAUUUAGGUGCAUCAUUUGCUGACGUUAUCUUACCAGGUUGUGCCUACACUGAAAAGUCUGCUACUUACGUUAACACUGAAGGUAGAACCCAACUGACCCGUGCUGCCACCAACGCACCUGGAUCAGCUCGUGAAGAUUGGAAGAUUUUAAGAGCAUUAUCUGAAUACUUGAGUGCACCAUUACCUUACGACGACUUGUACCAAGUUCGUUCCAGAUUGGGUGAAAUCGCUCCUCAUUUAGUCAGACACGAGGUUAUUGAACCAGUCUCUACCGAUGUUGUUAGCAUUGGUUUCAACGAAUUAAUUAAUAAAAACAAGGGCAUUGCGCCAAUCGGUAUCCCAUUGAAGAAUCCAAUUGACAACUUCUACUUCACUGAUGUCAUAUCCAGAUCUUCUCCAACUAUGGCUAAAUGUAUUUCUUCAUUCGGUGCUAAGGGUGGCAAGACUAUCGACACUAAACCUGAUGUUGAUUUUUAA